Molecule: messenger RNA, 1873 nt
Organism: Mytilinidion resinicola
Lineage: Eukaryota; Fungi; Ascomycota; Dothideomycetes; Mytilinidiales; Mytilinidiaceae
Product: L-asparaginase precursor
Exons: 1
Coding region: 424-1764 (446 amino acids)
Molecular function (GO): hydrolase activity
Source: RefSeq, a predicted model, not a curated record
UGCUGAAAUCUUAUGGGUAUACUGAUAAAUAGCUACGUCCAAACUUACUAUAGUCUUCAAAGUGUCUUCCUUGUGUGUGUGUAUUCUAUUGGAGUGUACCUUGGGCCAAUACUUCCGGAGACCGGAGCCUUUUGAUCCGAAGAGCUCGGUCUUGGCAUCUAGAUCUAAUCACUCGGAGGUCCCAGGUAUCCCGUUCCUCUUAAAACCACCAUCACGUUCACCACUCGUGACAGCACCGCCAUCAUAGAAAUAGAGGCUGCUGUGGCACAGCAAUUGGACUCAUACAUCGUUCAUCAUCGCACUGUCACCGCAGCUAUUGCUUGAUUUUACACCUCCCAAGAUCUCGUUAUCUUCAGGUAAUUCGUCUUUCAUACUCCCUGCAUCGUCACUUUCAGAAGAUCUCUCUUCAUACCGUACCGGAAAAUGUCGUCGACCAGAUUGUUAAGCAUCCAACCUCGCAUAAUCAUCCAUGGCGGCGCUGGAAAUAUCUCACGUGAUAACCUCACAUCGGCUGCCUACGAAGCCUAUCGUAAAUCUCUCCUGUCUACCCUUUCAUCGGCUUCAGAGUCCCUCCAGAAACCAGGAGCUACUGCCCUCGACGUGGCUACUUUUGCAGUCUCGUUGUUAGAAAAUGACCCUCUCUUCAAUUCCGGUAAAGGGGCUGUCUUCACGCGGGCCGGAACCAAUGAGCUGGAAUCCAGUAUCAUGGUUUCGGACGGGAAGCGGAAGCGCGGGGUCGGGUGUAUGCUUCUCAAGCAUGUCAAGAACCCAAUCAAGCUUGCACGCGAGUUUCUAGUGCAAGGCGAUACUGGAGGUGGCGGCGGUGCGCAGGGGCAUUGCCAGCUUUCCGGAGAGUACCUGGAGGGAUUGGCUGAAGAAUGGGGACUUGAUAUAGUCACGCCUGACUACUUCUUUACGCAGAAGAGAUGGGAUGAACACCGAAGGGGAUUGGAGGCUGAACGGGAGCUCGGUUCAGCAAUUGCUCAAUUCCAGGAUCCAUUUCCGCUUUCUAACAAUGGAAGCGAAGCGCCAACCGCAGGGUUGGGGGCUACAGGCGACCCUUCGUGGGAUGGAAAGGAAUACCUGCCUCAAGGAACUGUUGGUGCGGUCGUUCUCGAUAGUUUCGGGACCCUCUGCGUAGCGACCUCUACUGGCGGUCUAACUAACAAGUUACCCGGACGUAUCGGUGACACACCGACCCUUGGUGCUGGCUACUGGGCUGAAGAAUGGUUUGAAGAGGUUUCGAAAUCUCAAAUGCUCUACCAGUCAUUACCUACACCAUCUUCGUCCACGUCAUCUUUCGAUAAACUUUCGCGAGGUGAUACUCCAGCUCUGAUAUCGGACUGCCUCCCGUCCACAGCUCUGAGGCAACCCCAAGUGCAAGCAUCAACUUCCGACAAUAAGUCUACCGAGCAACAACAUUCAUCCCAACGUCAUGCUGUUGCUAUGUCUGGGACGGGAAAUGGCGAUUCCUUCCUUCGGGUCAAUGCUGUCCGAACAGCAGCAGCAAUAUCUCGAUUCUCAAGUCCAAACACUGCUCUUUCGAAAGCUGUCAGCCAAGUAGCUGGGUCUGGAGGUGAGUUGCAGAAGUCUGCCGGAGACCGCUGGGGUAAGACAGGAGAAGGUGAAGGAGGUAUAAUAGGCAUCGAAUUGGUGGGGACGCACGGAAGUAUCGUUGCCGACUUUAAUUGUGGAGGUAUGUUUAGAGCUUGGGUCGACGAUGCCGGUGAACAACAAUGCAUGGUAUUUAAAGAUGAGUACUAGACUACUGGUAUCACAUGCAAGUGGUAUCAAAUAGGGUCUAUCCGCCAACUAGAGUCCGUAUAGAGUACUGUACCUUUCUUACUAGACCUUUCUCUAGCCAAUAGAUUCU